Messenger RNA from Rana temporaria (common frog), 8893 nucleotides. It is a transcript of the gene APC, whose product is annotated as APC regulator of WNT signaling pathway. Gene Ontology annotation, cellular component: cytoplasmic microtubule; catenin complex; beta-catenin destruction complex. The coding region runs from base 394 to 8856 and encodes 2820 amino acids. Gene Ontology annotation, biological process: positive regulation of protein catabolic process; pattern specification process; regulation of cell differentiation. The transcript has 18 exons. Gene Ontology annotation, molecular function: microtubule binding; gamma-catenin binding; beta-catenin binding. The record is from RefSeq and is a predicted model, not a curated record. Lineage: Eukaryota; Metazoa; Chordata; Amphibia; Anura; Ranidae.
AGUACGGGCCGUUGUGUCUCUCAGACAAGAUGGCGGCGGAGCUAUGUGAGGGUUGGAGGAAUAAAUAAAAGAAGCCGGCUUGAGCAGAGAACUCUCUGCACUGAAUCAAGGAAAUGUUGUGUUAAGGUCACGAGGGGCCUGAAUCGCGAUCUCGAUUCUGUAACGAUUAUUGGUUCAGCUCUACGUGCUCCCCAACUGGAUGUUCGGGGAAGCAGCAGAGACCAAGCCAGAGGCUACUCUAGACUAUGGAGCCAUGCCUGUCCCCUCCAGACAUCUGAAGCUGCUGGUAGGAAGUGCUCUGCCUGGAGCACAUGCAGUGUGAUGAAUAUCCCGCUCAGAAAUUGUGGAGUGACAACAGAAGAAGGGAGUCUUCAAGCCUGGGGGUAGCCCAGCAUGGCUGCAGCUUCAUAUGACCAGUUGUUAAAGCAAGUUGCGGCUCUGAAAAUGGAGAACACAAACCUUCGUCAAGAACUAGAAGAUAAUUCAAAUCACCUAACAAAGCUCGAGUCCGAAGCUUCAAACAUGAAGGAUGUUCUCAAACAGCUGCAAGGAAACAUCGACGAUGAAGCCAUGGCUUCUUCAGGCCAGAUUGAUCUGUUGGAGCGGCUGAAAGAUUUAAAUUUAGAUGGCACAACCUUCACAGGUGUGAAGAUGAAGUCAAAGAUGCCUCACCGAUCUUAUGGAAGCAGAGAAGGCUCUCUUUCAGGCCACUCAGGGGAGUGCAGCCCAGUUCCAGUGGGCUCCUUUCCUCGCAGGGGAUUUGUCAACGGAAGCAGAGAGAGUGCUGGGUAUAUGGAAGAACUGGAGAAGGAGCGGUCAUUACUUAUUGCUGAGCUUGAAAAAGAGGAGAAAGAAAAAGACUGGUACUAUGCCCAGCUUCAGAAUCUCACCAAAAGGAUCGAUAGCCUACCACUUACUGAAAAUUUCUCGCUUCAAACUGACAUGACCAGAAGACAGUUGGAGUUUGAGGCCCGACAGAUCAGAGCUGCAAUGGAAGAGCAACUGGGGACCUGUCAAGAUAUGGAAAAGCGUGCACAGCUGAGAGUAGCAAGAAUUCAGCAAAUUGAAAAAGACCUAAUCCGAAUGCGCCAGGCAUUGCAGUCCCAGCCUGCAGAAGGAGAGAGGGCACCGCAGAGCAAGCACGAUGCUGGCAGCAGGGAUGCAGAGAAGCCUCUUGAUGCACAAGGAGGCACAGACGUUGCCACCAGCAGCACCGGUGGAAAUGGGCAGGGAACAACUCCUCGAGUGGAUCAUGAUACUACCAGUGUUAUGAGCUCUAACAGUAGCUAUUCCGUUCCUCGAAGACUGACUAGUCAUCUGGGUACCAAGGUGGAGAUGGUAUAUUCUCUUCUUUCUAUGCUGGGUACUCAUGAUAAGGAUGAUAUGUCCCGUACACUACUAGCCAUGUCAAGUUCCCAGGACAGCUGCAUAGCUAUGCGCCAAUCUGGAUGUCUUCCUCUUCUCAUCCAAUUACUUCAUGGGAAUGACAAAGACUCCGUUCUGUUGGGGAACUCCCGCGGAAGUAAAGAGGCCAGAGCUCGUGCUAGCGCCGCUCUUCACAAUAUCAUUCAUUCCCAACCUGAUGACAAGAGAGGGCGGAGAGAAAUCCGGGUUUUACACCUCUUGGAGCAGAUCCGAGCCUAUUGUGAGACCUGCUGGGAAUGGCAAGAGGCACAUGAGCAAGGCAUGGACCAGGACAAAAAUCCAAUGCCUGCUCCUGUGGAACAUCAGAUUUGCCCAGCAGUCUGCGUACUGAUGAAACUCUCAUUUGAUGAAGAACACAGGCAUGCAAUGAAUGAACUUGGGGGAUUGCAGGCUAUUGCAGAACUACUUCAUGUAGAUUGUGAAAUGUAUGGACUUAUUAAUGACCACUAUAGUAUUACACUUCGUCGAUAUGCUGGGAUGGCAUUAACGAACCUGACUUUUGGAGAUGUAGCCAACAAGGCCACCCUGUGUUCAAUGAAAAGCUGCAUGCGAGCCCUUGUAGCCCAAUUAAAAUCAGAAAGUGAAGAUCUUCAGCAGGUCAUUGCAAGUGUGCUUAGAAAUUUAUCCUGGAGAGCAGAUGUAAACAGCAAAAAGACGCUGCGUGAAGUGGGGAGCGUGAAAGCAUUAACAGAAUGUGCACUGGAAGUAAAAAAGGAGUCCACCCUAAAGAGCGUACUAAGUGCCUUGUGGAACCUGUCUGCACACUGCACAGAGAACAAAGCUGACAUAUGUUCUGUAGAUGGGGCACUGGCUUUCCUGGUUGGCACAUUAACUUACAGAAGUCAGACAAAUACUCUAGCCAUCAUAGAGAGUGGUGGCGGAAUACUGCGAAAUGUGUCCAGCCUAAUUGCCACUAAUGAAGACCACAGGCAAAUCCUGAGGGAGAACAACUGCUUGCAAACACUUCUACAGCACUUGAAAUCACACAGCUUGACUAUUGUUAGCAAUGCUUGUGGCACUUUAUGGAAUUUAUCAGCUCGAAAUGCCAAGGAUCAGGAGGCUCUCUGGGACAUGGGUGCUGUCAGCAUGCUCAAAAACCUCAUCCAUUCAAAGCACAAAAUGAUAGCAAUGGGCAGUGCAGCAGCCUUACGGAAUCUAAUGGCAAACAGACCUGCUAAAUAUAAAGAUGCCAACAUCAUGUCUCCUGGAUCUAGUGUUCCAUCCCUUCAUGUUCGAAAACAGAAAGCCUUGGAAGCAGAACUUGAUGCGCAACACCUAUCUGAGACGUUUGAUAACAUUGAUAACUUAAGCCCCAAAACGUCGCAUCGCAAUAAGCAGAGACACAAGCAGAAUUUGUACAGUGAUUAUGUUUUAGACUCGAGUAGACAUGAUGACUCUAUUUGUCGAUCAGACAACUUCAACCCUGGCAACUUAACUGUGCUUUCACCAUACAUAAAUGCAACAGUGCUGCCAGCACCUUCAUCUAGGCAAGCUGGUGAUAGCAGGACAGAAAAGGACAGAGAACGCCCUGGAGUAAAUAACUAUCAUACUAGCAGUGAUGGAAGCUCUUCCAAGCGUAUAGGACUCCAGCUGUCAACUACUGCUCAAAUCUCGAAAGUUUUGGAUGAAGUAUCAAACAUUCAUCCAUCUCAAGAGGACAGAAUUUCAGGAUCUUCUUCAGAUACUCACAAUGCAUCGGAUGAAAGAACUGCUACCAGAAAGACAUCUAACCAUUCCCAUACAAAUCUGUACAAUUUUUCCAAAGGGGAGAACUCUAACAGAGGAUGUCCUGUGUCCUACAUGAAAAGCAUGGAGUAUAAAAUGUCCUCAAAUGAUAGUUUAAACAGUGUUGGCAGCACCGAUGGCUAUGGAAAGCGUGGCCAAGUUAAACCAUCUGUUGAGUCAUAUUCUGAAGACGACGAGGGCAAAUUCUGUAAUUAUGGACAGUACCCAGCAGGUCUAGCUCAUAAAAUACACAGUGCUAAUCACAUGGAUGAUAAUGAUACUGAACUUGAUACUCCAAUAAAUUAUAGUCUCAAAUAUUCAGAUGAACAAUUAAAUUCUGGAAGACAAAGCCCGACUCAAAAUGAGAGAUGGGCUAGACACAAACAUAUUGUGGAUAAUGAAAUGAAACAAAAUGAGCAAAGACAGAUAAGAAAUCCCAAAACGCCUUUUACUGCAUUCACAGAAAACAAAGAUGAAAAACACAAAAAAUUCCCCCCUCAUUUAUCACAGCCAGAAAAUUCCUCCCCAUAUCGUACUAGGGUGGCAAAUGCCCAAGGUGAUCAGAUACGAACAAAUUCUGCUAUAGGAAUGAAUCAGAAGUCUAGCAAAUCUCCUUGUCAGGUUGAUGACUUUGAUGAUGACAAAACAACCAAUUUCAGUGAGCGUUAUUCUGAGGAAGAACAGCAAGAAGAUGAAGAUGAAAGGCAAGUCAACUUCAGCAUGAAAAAUUACAGCCAAGAUGAGCACCAUGUUGAGCAGCCCAUUGAUUACAGUCGAAAGUAUCCACCUGAAGUUCAAUCCACAACACAAAAACCUUCAUUUUCUUUUUCAAAGAUUUCUUCCAAACAGAGAGCAAAGAAAGAUCAUGCGGCAUCCAACAGCAAUACACCAACUCCCUCACCCAACACAAACCGACAAAAUCAACUUCAUCCUAAUUCUGCUCAGUCUCGAAGUGGUCAAAACAGGCAAAAACAAACCGCAAGUAAACCUCCAUCAAUAAAUCAAGAAACUAUGCAGACCUACUGCGUUGAAGAUACACCUAUAUGUUUUUCAAGGUGCAGUUCUUUGUCAUCUUUGUCUUCUGCUGAAGAUGAAAUUGAAGGACGUGAAAGAGCAUCCCAGGGAGCAGAUGGAAAUAAUUCACUUCAGAUAACUGAACUUAAGGAUAGCAGAGAUUCUAAUACUAAGGAAGGUGUAACAAAUGAAUCUCGUUCCACAUCACACCAUAUUCGGACAAAAAAUGGCAGAUUGCAUACUUCAAACUUGUCUCCUUCAGACCCUUCAAGGCACAAGUCUGUAGAAUUCUCCUCAGGUGCAAAAUCUCCCUCCAAAAGUGGUGCUCAGACACCAAAGAGCCCCCCAGAACAUUACGUUCAGGAAACUCCUUUAAUGUUCAGCAGGUGCACUUCUGUCAGCUCUCUGGAUAGUUUUGAGAGCCAUUCAAUAGCUAGCUCUGUGCAGAGUGAGCCAUGCAGUGGUAUGGUUAGUGGUGUUAUAAGUCCUAGCGAUCUUCCUGACAGCCCAGGACAGACAAUGCCUCCAAGCAGAAGUAAAACUCCUCCACCUCAGGUAGUACAAAAUAAGAGAGAUGCAAAUAAAGCCAAAUUAUCAGCUGGCACAGAGGAGAGAGACUCUGCUGAAAAACAGACUACUGUACAUUCAGCAGUUCAGAGGGUGCAGGUACUUCAGGAAGCAGAUACCUUCUUGCAUUUUGCCACUGAGAGCACACCGGAUGGAUUUUCAUGUGCAUCAAGCCUUAGUGCUCUUAGUCUUGAUGAACCUUAUAUUCCGAAAGAUGUAGAACUUAAAAUCAUGCCCCCUGUUUUUGAAAAUGAUCAAGGGAAUGAAGCAGAGUCGGACAAGUCCAAAGAAUCCACUGUUCAUCAAGAGUCAAAAGAAGACCGGCAAGCAGAACCAGAGAAGGAUAUGUUGGAUGAUACAGAUGAUGACAUUGAUAUAUUAGAGGAGUGUAUAAUAUCAGCUAUGCCUACAAAAUCCUCCAGGAAAAACAAGAAAACUUCGCAACCCCCUGCUUCCAAAACUGCACCACCUACAGCUAGAAAACCAAGCCAGCUGCCAGUCUAUAAACUACUUCCCCCUCAAAAUAGAUUACAGGCUCAAAAACAUGUUGGUUUCACCCAUGCUGAUGAUAUGCCUAGAGUUUACUGUGUCGAAGGAACACCAAUAAAUUUUUCUACAGCAACAUCUCUCAGUGACCUUACCAUAGAAUCCCCACCAAAUGAGUUGGCAACUAAUGAUCAAGCAAAUGCACUACCUGUGCCUACACAUUUUGAAAAAAGAGACACUAUUCCAACUGAAGGAAGAAGUACAGAUGACUCGGAGAUUGGUAAAAAUGCAAGCACCAGUGCAUUAGGACUUGAUGAGGACAAAACAGAAGAAGGGGAUAUUCUUGCAGAAUGCAUACAUUCAGCUAUGCCAAAAGGGAAAAGCCACAAACCAUAUAGAGUAAAAAAGAUAAUGGAUCAGAUUAAUCAUACCAGUGCAAACACUACCUCAAAUAACAAGAAUUCUCAAGAAACUGAAAAGAAGCCCACCUCUCCAGUGAAACCUAUUCCACAAUUAACUGGACCUGCAAAGAAGAACACCGAACACAAAAUGAGCCUAGGACCGGAAAAACCUUACUGUGAGACAAAAAAGCAAAAUGUAAGAAUCCAGUCCACAAAUAAACUUUCCAACAACGAAGAUCGUUUAAAAGGAAGUUUUGCAUUUGAUUCUCCGCACCACUAUACACCAAUAGAGGGCACGCCAUACUGCUUCUCAAGGAAUGAUUCACUCAGUUCAUUAGACUUUGAUGAGGAUGAUGUUGACCUUUCAAAAGAAAAAGAUGAGUUACGGAAAGAAAAAGCAGCAGAUUCAAGAACAGCAAAAAAAAAUCCUCAAUCGAGUCAAACAGGACAGGGACAGUCAAGUCAGAAGAAUCCAGCAAGCAGAGCUUCACCCAAGUCACUGUUGCAAAAACAAGCCUCUUUUCCUCCUGCAUCUAAAUCUGUUCAUGAUCGGGGAGCAGCCUCUGAUGAGAAAAUGCAGAAUUUUGCCAUUGAAAACACACCUGUAUGCUUUUCUCGUAAUUCAUCUUUAAGCUCAUUAAGUGAUAUUGACCAAGAGAACAACAACAAAAAGAUAGAGGUAACAAAAGAAAAUGAAACUACAGACUCGGAUAUGGCAUUGCGGAGACCACAAACAUCAGGUUAUGCACCAAAAUCAUUCCAUGUUGAAGACACUCCUGUCUGCUUUUCUAGAAACAGUUCACUGAGUUCUUUGAGCAUUGAUUCUGAAGAUGAUUUGCUUCAAGAAUGCAUAAGUUCAGCAAUGCCAAAGAAGAAAAAACUUCCCAAAGUUAAGAGUGAAGGCGAGAAGGUUCGUUCAAAUAGCAUUGGUGGAAUACUUUCUGAGGAACCUGACCUUACUCUAGAUUUGAGAGAUCUGCAAAGCCCUGACUCUGAAAAUGCCUUUUCUCCAGAUUCAGAAAACUUUGACUGGAAAGCAAUUCAGGAAGGUGCUAAUUCAAUUGUUAGCCGCAUACAUCAAGCAGCUGCUGGAGUUUCUUUGUCGCGACAAGGCUCAUCAGACUCUGAUUCAAUUCUUUCACUGAAAUCAGGUAUUUCCUUGGGCUCCCCAUUCCAUCUUGCUUCUGACAAGGAAGAAAAGACAAUUACCAUAAAUAAAGGACCGAGAAUUUUAAAACCCGGGGAGAAAAGUUUAAUAGAAAAUAAGAAAACUGAGGAAGAAUCUAAAGGCAUCAAGGGAGGAAAGAAAGUUUAUAAAAGCAUGAUUACGGGAAAAUCCCGCUCCAGCUCCGACUUUUCAAGUCAGUGUAAACAGUCAGCACAGUCGAAUACGCCCUCAAUCUCGCGUGGGAGAACAAUGAUACAUAUACCUGGUGUCCGUGCUAGUUCCCCUAGCACAAGUCCUGUUUCAAAGAAGGUUCCUGUUCUGAAAAACGCAUCAUCAAAAAGUUCCAAUGACAUUGCCACAAAUUCUCCUAGAGGACAAAAACAAUUUAAAUCUGAAUCUGUUUACAGUAGCAAGCAGUCUACUACACCAGGAGGACCAAAUAAGGGUGGUUCUAGAUCAGGUUCAAGAGACUCUACUCCUUCAAAACCAUCUCCUCAACCAUUAAGUAGGCCUUUGCAGUCUCCUGGUCGUAGUUCUAUUUCACCAGGCAGGAGUGGAAUAAACCCUCCUAACAAAUUCUCCCAGUUGCCAAGAACAUCUUCUCCCAGUACAGUGUCCACCAAGUCUUCAGGCUCAAGUAGAAUGUCCUAUACAUCACCAGGUAGACAGUUAAGCCAGCAGAACCUAAGUAAACAGCCUACAAGCAAUCUACCAAAAGCACCCAGUGGUAUUCCAAGAAGCGAGUCUGCAUCAAAGGGUUUAAAUCAGAACACAAAUAAUGCUGGAUCCAGUAAGAAAGCAGAACUGUCUAGAAUGUCCUCAACAAAGUCGAGUGGAAGUGAGUCAGAUAGGUCAGAAAGGCCUGCUUUAGUACGGCAAUCAACAUUUAUUAAGGAAGCACCUAGUCCAACAUUAAGGAGGAAAUUGGAGGAGUCUGCAUCUUUUGAAUCUUUAUCCUCUUCAUCAAGAGCUGACUCCCCCCCACGAUCUCAAUCUCAAACACCAGUUUUGAGCCCUUCCCUUCCUGAUAUGUCUUUAUCAACUCAUCCUGUACAACCUGGAGGUUGGAGGAAAAUGCCCCCAAACUUGAAUGUUCCUCCAGAGCACAGUGAUCUCAGAAAACGUCAUGAUAUUGGUCGGUCACAUUCAGAAUCACCAUCCAGGCUUCCAAUUACUCGAUCAGGUACAUGGAAACGUGAGCAUAGCAAGCAUUCAUCAUCCCUUCCUCGUGUAAGUACUUGGAGGAGAACUGGAAGCUCAUCCUCAAUUUUGUCUGCUUCUUCCGAAUCUAGUGAGAAAGCAAGGAGUGAAGAUGAAAGGCAGCCACCGUGUUCCUUUCCUGGGCAUAAAUCGAGCACAGACUAUCCACCAUCUACAAAAGGAACUUGGCGAAAGAUAAAGGAGAGUGAAAUCCUUGACACGUCAAGCAUUGAUUCCUCUAAUAUUCUUGCAGAGUCUAACAGCGCACUUGAAACGAAAACCGUAUUCCAGAUGGCACCAGCUGUCUCCAAAACAGAAGAUGUAUGGGUAAGAAUUGAGGACUGCCCAAUCAAUAACCCUAGAUCAGGCAGAACUCCCACUGGGAAUUCUCCCCCAGUAAUUGACAAUAUAUCAGAGCAGGGGGAAAAGGAUGAGACAGUAAGGGACUGCCAAGGAAGGCAUAAUUCAGGGAAUGGGAAUGGGACUGUCUUGGAAAAUAGGCAAAAAUCUUUUAUUAAAUUGGAUGGUUUGGAUGCAAAGGGGACUGACCCAAAACCUGUAAUAAACAGCCAGCCCGCAGGGCAAGAGACUAAUGAAAAUCCAGUUCCAGAGCGUACACCAUUUAGUUCGAGUAGCUCAAGCAAACACAGCUCACCAAGUGGAACUGUUGCAGCACGUGUCACUCCAUUUAACUAUAAUCCCAGUCCAAGGAAAAGUAAUACAGAUGGUAGCACAUCCCGCCCAUCUCAGAUUCCAACUCCAGUGACUACAAACUCAAAAAAAAGGGACUCAAAAAAUGAAGCCACAGACUCUAGUGGCUCUCAAAGCCCCAAAAGACAUUCUGGCUCUUACCUUGUAACUUCUGUUUGAAAAAAUUCACAGCAGAUGUUUUAAGGAAACCCUGGUG